AUGCCGCGCCCCAACUUCGACGAUCUCAUCCACAGCCCCCCAAUUCCCUUCACCCUGAAGAUCCUGGGCAUUCUUGGUGCCUUCGGCUGCGGUACCUAUGUGCUCUUCCUCUUCAUGAUACACCAGUACUACAGUAUCCGCUCCUUCGCCGUGCUCCUCUACCUGCUCAUAUUCUCGGUCAUCAUCCCUUCCGCGGAGUCGGGAUUGUUGAACUACACGAUGAUGGCCGUCUUUGCCCGUUUCCUUGUCUCCCCGAUGGGCCGCGCCUUCCUGUACGUGUUCAUGGGCGGCGUGAUCCUCGGCAAUGGCAUCGGUGGCUGGGUGGUGGGCGGGUACCUCUUCGUUGUCGCCAUCCUCAACGUCAUUGCCGGGUGCCUCCUGUAUGCCUAG
This is a messenger RNA of Leishmania mexicana MHOM/GT/2001/U1103, 390 nucleotides long. RefSeq lists its product as hypothetical. The record is from RefSeq and is a predicted model, not a curated record. The transcript has a single exon. The coding region runs from base 1 to 390 and encodes 129 amino acids. NCBI's taxonomy places the organism in Eukaryota, Euglenozoa, Kinetoplastea, Trypanosomatida, Trypanosomatidae.